ACAUCUGAUAUUAAUGAAGAACUGUAUUGGUUUAUAUCUACUGUAGUUAAGGAGAAACAAAGAAAGCUGUAAUGGAUCAUAACCUAUUUGGUGGGGCCCCACGAUUUCUAACUCGACCUAAGGCCUUCUCACUGAUUGUGGGACGAGAUGCCUCACUGAGCUGUACUAUCGUGGGAAACCCUGUACCUGCUGUUACCUGGGAGAAAGACAAACUUCCUCUUUCUGCAGGGGGACGUUUCAAAACAGUUGAGGAUGGCGACGUUUACCGACUCACCAUCUAUGAUGUAACUCUAGAAGACAGCGGUCAGUACAUGUGUCGUGCCAAGAACAAUGUUGGAGAGGCAUAUGCAGCUGUGACACUGAAGGUGGGGUUGCCACCAGCUGUGGUAGACCGUGCCCCAGUGUUUACAGUGAAACUUGUCUCCACCCGUGUGGGUCUUGGGGGUGACGUUACCCUCUAUGGACGUGUGGCAGCCCAUCCAGCACCCAAAUUUGACUGGGAAAAAGAUGGCCGCUACCUGGGUGAGACCAACCGCAUCAAGAUUACCUCGGACACCGAAUCAAGCUCCUUGAGGAUCCAGAGCAUUAGGAGCAUGGACAGUGGCACGUACACCUGCCGUGCGCAGAACUCCAUUGGUCGAGCUCAGUCCACUGCAGCUCUGGUGGUGGACCUUCAAGACACUCGUCUACUCAAUGCGGACAAGAGCACCUCCCUCCUUUCACACAUGCAAAAGCGAAAAGAAGAAAUGAGGAAGGACAUCUCUUUCUAUGGAAACAUAGAAAGCUCCUCCACCUCACUUAAAACCUCAUCCUCCAAGAUCACAGAAGAACUCGGCAGCUUUGGGCUUGCCUUGGAUCAGGAACAGAGGGCUUCAGCCUUAGCGAGCAUGUUGCCCAAAGGUGUGUUUACCCGCACGUGUACAGUGACAGAGGGUAAACAUGCAAAGCUUAGCUGUUUCGUCACAGGCCACCCAAAACCACAGAUCAUCUGGAGAAAAGAUGGGGUCAACAUCAGCGAGGGUCGCAGACACGUUAUGUAUGAGGACCAAGCAGAGAAUUUCAUCCUCAAGGUGCUUUACUGUAAGCAGAGUGAUAAUGGCCUGUACACCUGCAAUGCAUCCAACAUGGCUGGACAAACCUACAGUGCUGUGCUAGUGAUUGUCAAAGAGCCAAAAAUUCCAUUCAAGAGGAAGCUGCAGGAUGUCGAGGUGAAGGAAAAGGAAACAGCAACUCUGCAGUGUGAGGUGCCCGUGUCGAACACCGAGGCCAGCUGGUACAUGGAGGAGACCCGUCUGGAGGAAAGUAUCAAGUACCGCAUGGAUGAGCAGGGUACCCUGCGCCGCCUCACUAUUCACAAUGUCACCACCAAUGACGAUGCCGUCUACAUCUGCGAGAUGAAGGAAGGCAGCCGCACUGUGGCAGAACUUACAGUACUGGGCAACAUCACUAAAAAGCUGCCUAGGAGGACAGUGGUGCCGGUUAGCGAUACUGUGAUCUUCUGUGUGGAACUGGAGCAACCAGUAAAUGAUGCUUACUGGACAAGGAAUGGGGAGAGGCUAAAGGAGGAAUCCCGGAUUAUCAUCGGCCACAUAAACAGACAGUAUACCCUCACUAUUCGAGAAUGUACUUCCGAGGACUCGGGCGAAGUGGCCUUCAUCGCUGGUGACUGCAAGACCUCGACUCGCUUCUCUGUCACUGCUCCAAGGAAACAUCCCCCAGAUCCCCCAGUUGAGCCAACGGUGCGGAACAAGACAGAGUCCUCGAUCACACUGUGCUGGUCACCGCCAGACAGUGAGCGCCCUGUGCCCAUCACCGGCUACAUUGUUGAACGUAGGAAGGUGGGAGCUCAAACCUGGGUGAAAGUCACUAGUACAACUGUAUCUAGCACCGAAUACACCAUCAGUGACAUCCCUGAGGAGGCGAGCUACCAGUUCCAUAUCUCAGCGGUCAAUGAUUUUGGUCAGAGUGCGUACUUGGAGAUCCCUGGAACGUUCUACCUUGAGCCCACAGCUUCAAUGAAGACAGGCCUGGUGAGCUGCAGUGCACAUGCUGGUGAAGAAGCCACCUUCAUUGUGGAGCUCUCAGCUGUAUGCUCGGGCUCCUGGACUAUAAAUGACCGAAUGAUCCGUAGUGGAUCUGAAUACCUGAUCACGCGGUCAAAGACCACACACACGCUGGUCAUCAGGGAGGUGUCCAUGGCGCUGGAUGGGGCACAGGUCAAGUUUGUGGGUGGUGGAUCUCAGAGUGUUUGCACGCUCAGUGUGAAGGCCGCUCUUGCACGUUUCACCAGUAAGUCUUCUCAGGUGGAGGUAUUUACCUUCAGCGCACAUUCCUCUGCACAGAUACAUACUGAAGUGUCUGACCCAAGUGUCCAGGUGGUCUGGAUGAAGAACGGGAAGGAACUGAGAAUGGGUAAAAAAUAUGAAGCAACAAGUGUGGAACGCAAACGCAUACUUACAGUCCACAACGUUACCCAUGAGGACGUCGGCAUCUAUGAGUGCACGUGUGACGGCGAUAAAAUGUCUUUUCAACUUGCCCUUAAAGAAGAACCAGCUAAGUUUGUUAGUAAGCCACGGGCUCAGCCCCAGGAGAAUGAUGCUCUGAUGGGUGACGUGGUGUUGAGCUGUGAAGUCGCUUCUCCUGGAACCACUGUCGUGUGGAAGAAAGAACAGAUAGAAAUAACAGAGGACAAGAGGACAACCUUUGUGUCUCAGGGGACACAAAGGAAGCUGGUCAUCAAGGGUGCCAAGCGGAGCGAUGAAGGACACUACUCGUGUGAGACGGCAGAGGACAAGGUGACAUUCCUGGUCAAGAUAAAAGAAACUCAGGUUAUUUUCACAAACAAAGACUCCUAUCAGAAGGAAGUGAAGGUUUCCACUUCCCAGAAAGCCACAUUGAGCUGCGAAGUUUCUGACUCCAAGACUGAAGUAAAAUGGUUCAAGGAUGGCAAGCAGCUGAGCUCCAGUAAGAAUGUCCACAUGGAGUCAAAGGGCAAGAGCCGUCAGCUGGUAUUGGAGAAGGUGGAGAAGAUGGAUGCUGGAGAAUACAUCUGUGAAGUCGGAAAUGAUAAGCUGCUCUUUAAAAUUCAGGUGGAAGACAUUCAAGCUGGCUUCACCAACAAGGAUUCUUAUCAGAAGGAAGUCAAAGUAUCAGCUUCUCAGAAAGCCACACUGAGCUGCGAAGUUUCUGAUGCCAAAACUGAGGUGAAAUGGUUCAAGGAUGGCAAGCAGCUGAUCUCCAGUAAGAGUGUCCACAUGGAGUCAAAGGGCAAGAGCCGUCAGCUGGUGCUGGAGAAUGUGGAGAAGAAGGAUGCUGGAGAAUACACCUGUGAAGCAGGAAAUGAGAAACUGGUCUUUAAGAUUCAAGUAGCAGAAACUCAAGCUGCCUUCACCAACAAGGACUCUUAUCAGAAGGAAGUCAAAGUAUCAGCUUCCCAGAAAGCCACACUGAGCUGUGAAGUUUCUGAUGCCAAAACUGAGGUGAAAUGGUUCAAGGAUGGCAAGCAGCUGAUCUCCAGUAAGAGUGUCCACAUGGAGUCAAAGGGGAAGAACCGUCAGCUGGUGUUGGAGAAUGUGGAGAAGAAGGAUACUGGAGAAUACACCUGUGAAGCUGGAAAUGAGAAACUGGUCUUUAAAAUUCAGGUAGCAGAAACUCAAGCUGCCUUCACCAACAAGGACUCUUAUCAGAAGGAAAUCAAAGUAUCAGCUUCACAGAAAGCCACACUGAGCUGCGAAGUUUCUGAUGCCAAAACUGAGGUGAAAUGGUUCAAGGAUGGCAAGCAGCUGAUCUCCAGUAAGAGUGUCCACAUGGAGUCAAAGGGGAAGAACCGUCAGCUGGUGUUGGAGAAUGUGGAGAAGAAGGAUACUGGAGAAUACACCUGUGAAGCUGGAAAUGAGAAACUGGUCUUUAAGAUUCAGGUAGCAGAAACUCAAGCUGCCUUCACCAACAACGACUCUUAUCAGAAGGAAGUCAAAGUAUCAGCUUCCCAGAAAGCCACACUGAGCUGUGAAGUUUCUGAUGCCAAAACUGAGGUGAAAUGGUUCAAGGACGGCAAGCAGUUGAUCUCCAGUAAGAGUAUCCACAUGGAGUCAAAGGGCAAGAACCGUCAGCUGGUGCUGGAGAAUGUGGAGAAGAAGGAUGUUGGAGAAUACACCUGUGAAGCUGGAAAUGAGAAACUGGUCUUCAAGAUUCAGGUGACAGAUGUUGCUGCCAAAUUCCAGAAGACAUCAUUGACCAAAGAAACUGUGGUGGUUGAGACAACAGAGAAAGUAAUUUUGAAAACCGAGGUGACUUCAGAGAGUUGUAAUGUUAAGUGGUUCAGGGAUGGAGUGGAACUGAAAGAAGGAUUCAAGUAUGAGAUGAAACAGGAAGGUCGCUCACGUGUCCUUGUCGUGAAGUCCUCCGAUUCCAAAGACACUGGCACUUACUCCUGCCAGACGGCUGAAGACAAGGUUGAGUUUAAGGUUCAAGUCAAAGAAGCACCUUUGAAAUUUGUGGUGCCAUUGCAGCCAGUGUCUGCAGUAUUAGAGAGCACCAUGACCCUUUCCUGCAGUCUCAACAAAGCCACCAGUAACGUCCUUUGGAAGCAUAAUGGUAAGGAAAUCAAACUUGGUGGCAGAUACAGCAUCCGGACCGAUGGCACCAGCUGCAUCUUGACUGUGUCUGCUGUGGCUCAGGAGGAUGAAGGGGAGUACAGCUGUGAAUGCAAAGAUGACAAGACCUCCACCAAAGUCACCACUAAAGCCCCACGUCUGGUGAGGUUCACUUCCAAACUGAACAAUGUUGUUGCAAACGAAGGCAAAGAUGCCAUCUUCAAAUGCUCCAUUACUCCAAACGAUGUAAAUGUCAGAUGGCUACGUAAUGAUGGUCCCAUAACAGCCAGUCCCAAAUUUAAGAUCGCUCACGGUGGAAGUAGCCACUCCCUUACCAUCACAGCGGUCACUCAAGAGGAUGCAGGAGAGAUCAGUAUCGAUGCUGAAGGGAAAGUGUGCAAAGCCACACUGCAAGUACAACAACUUCCUGUAACCUUCAAGAAGAAGCUUGCAGAUAUGACUGUGCAAGAGAAGGACACAGUUAUUUUGGAAGUUGAGCUCAGCAAACCUUCAUCAGAUGUGAAAUGGAUGAAGAACGGUGUGGUACUACAGCCAGGAGGAAACCUGGAGUUCCAAGUGGACGGUGCCAAGCACACUCUGGUCCUGAACAGUGUGGCAUAUGGUGACAGAGGCUACUACUCCUGUGAAACCCUGGAUGACAAGACCCAGACCAAACUGACAGUUGAGAUUAAGAAAGUCCAGGUGGUAAAAGGCCUUAAAGAGAUUAAAGUACAAGAAAAGGAGACCGUCACUAUGGAGGUGGAGCUCAGUAAGACUGACGUAGAAGGUUCCUGGAGUAAAGAUGGCAAGAAACUGAAAGCAGGACCAACUAUCCUCAUUACAGCACUGGGAAAUAAGCAUUGCUUGACUAUGAACCAGUUGAAGAUAAGUGAUGGUGGAACUAUAACUUUUCAGGCUGAUGAUGUCCAUACAACUGGCAAACUCAUUGUUACAGAGCCUGCUGUGAAGAUCCUAAAACCUCUACAAGAUAUUAGCACUCCUGAAAAGGAGAAAGUCACUUUUGAAUGCGAGGUGUCAAGAGCAAAUGCUGAUGUCAAGUGGUUUAAGGAUGGUGAGGAGCUGAAACCAGGAAAGAAAUUUGGCAUCCAUUCCCAGGGAAACAAGCGCAGCCUCCUCAUCCACAAGUGUGCCUUUGAGGACCAGGGCCAGUUUAUGUGCAGAACAACAGAUGACAACACGUCAGCCAAGCUCACUGUUCAUGCCCGAGAUAUUAAGAUUGUGAAGGCUCUUCAGGACGUAGAGGUGACAGAGAAGGAGAGUGCAGCAUUUGUCUGUGAGGUCUCUCACGAUGAAGUAGAGGCUCAGUGGCACAAAGGGGAUAUCAAGCUCAGAGCCGGAGACAACAUCAAGUUGAGGCAGGAGGGAAGAACAUACGUUUUGCUCUUCAAAUUAGUGAAGGCUGAGGAUGCAGGUGAAGUCAAGUUCACGGCUGAGAAGGCGACAUCAACUGCUAAACUAAAGGUUAAAGAGCUACCUGUCAAAUUUGUGAAGAAACUGAGAGACAAAAUCGCCAUGUACAAACACCGUGCGCACUUAGAAUGUCAGGUGUCACGGGCCAGUGCUAAAGUCACAUGGUACAAGAACAAGACAGAGAUCAAACCCAGCGAGAAGCAUGAGAUCACCAGUGAGGACAUCUACAGGAAGCUCACCAUAACUGACGUGGACUCUGACGAUGAGGACACAUACUUGUGUGACGCCAUUGAUGAUAAGACAUCAUGUCAACUACUAGUAGAGGAACAAGCUAUCAGUAUAGUUCGGGAGCUGAGUUCUGUGGAGGUUACAGAGCCAUUUGCUGCUCACUUUGAAGUUGAAGUCAGCAUGGAGACAGUCAAGCCAGUGAAGUGGACUCUGAAUGGGGAACAGCUGAAAGAGAGUGCAGAUAUCGAGAUGGAGAAAGAGGGGACCAUGCACCGCCUCACAUUUAAGAAAACCAAGGCCUCAAUGUCAGGCCCUGUACAAUUCACUGCUGGAAAGAGCAAAUCUACUGCUGAACUUAAAGUGAAAGAGCGUCCAAUUGAAGUACUAGAGCCACUGAAGGAUGUCACAGCCAAGGAGAAGACCUCCACCACACUGUGCUGCAAGUUCUCCACCCCACCAAAAGAAGUGCACUGGUUUAAGGGUCAAACUGCUUUGGAGGCUUCUAGCAAGUACAGCAUGAAGCAAAAGGACGUCAGCGUGCAGCUGACCAUCCAGGCUCUAAGCACAGAGGACUCUGGGGAGUAUCGCUGUCAGGUUGGAGUCUGUGAAAGCAAAGCCAGCCUCAAAGUAGAAGUACGUAAAAUACAGAUCACCAAACAUCUGGCAGAUGUGGAGGUAGAUGAAGACGGCAAUGCUUUGUUCACUUGUGAGGUUAACUAUGCUGAUGAAGAGGUCCAGUGGAUGCUCAAUGACAAGCCGCUCUUCAACAAUGAGGUCAAUGCCAUCACCCAUGUGGAUAAGACCCAUACCCUCACCCUCAAGAAUUUGGCACCUGAGGAUGGUGGGAAGGUUUCGUUCAGCAUUAGAGAUGUGAAAGAAACAGUCUGCUUGAAGGUCAAAGAGAAGAAGGCUGUUUUCCUGAAGUUGCUAGAUGAUAUGGUCGCAGAGGAGAAAAGUACAAUUACCCUAAAAAGUGAAGCCUCAAAGCCCAGGGUGGCUCCUGUGUGGCGCAAAGAUGGUACUGUCCUGGCAGCAGGCAAAAAGUAUGAGCUCCUCCAUGACGGAAAGUCCUUGGGACUGACUAUCCAUGACAUCACUCAAGCUGACGCUGGGGAGUACAGCUGCGAUCUUGGCACAGACCUUGCCAAGUCCAAGGUCACUGUUAGAGACAUCCACAUUGGAAUCACCAAGCGUCUUAAGUCUGUAGAAACCAAGGCAGGUGAAAACUGCACAUUUGAGUGUAUCCUGUCCCGGGAAAGCUCAGAUGAGUGUGUCUGGACCCUUAAAGGCCAGCCUAUUACUGCUGGAGACCGUUUCCAGAUAAGCAGCAAAGGGCGCAAGUAUACAUUAACGAUCAAAGGAGUCUCAGCUUCUGAUUCUGGUGAGGUGGUCUUCUCUCACAAGGACCUGAGCUCAAAAGCAACACUGUCUGUUGAGGGUGAAGCUCCUUUCUUAUCCAAAGAGCUUCAAAAUAUCAGUGCCGAAGUUGGUGAAGAUGCCACAUUCUGCUGUGAGCUCUCUCAAGCUGGACUGAAUGUGAAGUGGUCCAAGGAUGGCAAGUCCAUAAGGAAGAGCCAGAAAUACGAAAUCAACCAGAUGCAGACACUUGUGAAACUAACUGUCCACAAUGUCACUGACAAAGACUCUGGAGAAUACAGCUGUGAAGUUACUGGUGGUCCAACCUCAAAGGCUAAACUGGAGAUCAAAGAACUUGCCAACAGAUUCAUUCGUGUGAUAAAGGAUGCCACUGCGGAAGAGAAAGGUGCUGUCUCCUUUGAAUGUGAGACUGCUCAACCUGCCUCUAAGGUCACCUGGAUGAAAGGUACAAAGGAGAUCAAGGCAGGUGGGAAGUAUGAAUUGACACAGAAGGGAAAUGUCCUCAUCCUCACAGUGAAGGAUCUGGAGAAGAGUGACAGUGAGGUAUACACCUGUGACAUUGGCUCUACGAAGAGUACAGCAAAGUUGAUGGUGAAAGUGGUUCCUGCCAAGUUCAAAGAGCGGCUGAAGAACCAGCAGGUUACAGAGGGAGGGAAAAUCAUACUUUCCUGUGAGAUUUCAAAACCUGGCUACCAGGUGCAAUGGAAGAAGGGAACUGAAAGUCUUAAAUCUGGAGGAAGAUAUCAGAUGACGCAGAAGGACACCACAUUUGAGCUACAUAUCACAGACUUAGUGGCUGAGGAUAGUGGAGAAUAUUCCUGUGAAUUUGGAGACCAGAGGACAACAGCAAACAUUGUUGUCAAUGAAUUACCAGUGGUCUUCAAACGUGAGUUACAGAGCCAAGAUUGUGAAGAAGGAGACAGUGUUACACUGCGCUGUGAACUCUCAAAACCUGUUCCUGUUGUUUGGAAGAAAGGGACACAAGUGAUCCAUUCUGGGGAAAAGUUCCUCAUCAAACAAGAUGGACUAACUGUUGAGCUGAAGAUCACUGAUCUCAAGCCUGAAGAUGCUGGACAAUACACAUGUUUGUGUGGGGACAAAAAGACCUCAGCAAACAUUAAGAUAAAGGCAUUACCACUGAUCUUCAAACGAGAACUGCAGAACCAGGAGUGUGAAGAGGGGGACAGUUUAAGUCUUCAUUGUGAGCUCUCCAAACCUGGAGUUCCAGUGGUUUGGAGGAAAGGAGCACAAGUGAUCCAUUCUGGAGAAAAGUACCACAUUGAGCAAGUUGGAUCUAAUUUAGAGCUGAACAUCACUAAUCUCAAACCUGAAGAUGCUGGAGUCUAUAGCUGAGACUACACAUGUGUAUGUGGGGACAAGAAAACCACAGCCAAUAUGAAGAUUAAGGCUCAUCCAGUUCAGUUUACACAAGAUCUUCUAAACCAAGCAUGUGAUGAAGGCUGCAGUGUUACUCUGCACUGUGAACUCUCGAAACUUGGAGUUCCUGUAGUAUGGAGGAAAGGAACACAAGUGAUCCAUUCUGGAGGAAAGUAUCUCAUCAAGCAAGUUGGGUCUACUGUUGAAUUGAAGAUCACUGAUAUCAAACCUGAAGAUGCUGGAGACUAUGUUUGUGAUUGUGGAGACAACAUCACCACAGCUAAUAUCAAAGUCAAUGCAUUACCAGUGGUCUUCAAACGUAAGUUACAAAACCAGGAGUGUCAAGAGGGGGACAGUGUUACUUUGCACUGUGAACUCUCAAAACCUGGAGUCCCUGUGGUAUGGAGGAAAGGAACUCAGGUGAUCCAUUCUGGAGGAAAGUGUAUCAUUAAGCAAGCUGGAUCUACUGUUGAGCUGAAGAUUACCGAUCUCAAACCUGAAGAUACUGGAGACUAUGUUUGUGAUUGUGGAGACAACAUGACCACAGCCAACAUCAAGGUUAAUGCUCUUCCAGUCAUUUUCACACAAGAGCUUAAGAACCAGACAGCGGUUGAGGGAGGGAGCAUCAUCUUCCAGUGUGAGCUCUCCAAACCAGACAUUCCAGUUAAGUGGCGAAGGGGUGAAAUUGCCCUUUACCCUUGUGCUAAAUAUGAAUUCAAGCAGGAUGGCCACCAAGCCCUACUGGUCAUACAUAAUGUUGACCCCGAAGACUCUGGUGACUACAUUUGUGACAGUGGAGACCGGCAAAGCAUUGCACCUCUUGAAGUUAAGGCACAUCCGAUUCUUUUUAAAACAACUCUGCAAGAUCUGGAAACUGAGGUUGAAGAAAAUGCAGUUUUCCGAUGUGAACUUACCAAACCUGGAGCCAAAAUUAUUUGGAGGAAUGGCAAGACUAUAAUAGAAGCAAGCAGCAAAUACCAGCUCAAACAAGAUGGGACAGUGGCUGAGCUUAUCAUCUACAAGCUGGUAGGAGGAGACUCUGGACAGUACUCCUGUGAGACAGAACAUGAUCGGACAUCUGCCAAACUCACCGUGAAGGAACCUGAAAUCAUGAUCUUAACUGGUUUGAAGAGCUGCAUUGUCAAUGAAGGUGAGGACGUCCAUUUCGAAUGCCUUGUCUCUCAUGACAAUGCACCCAUUGUUCAGUGGACGCUUCAAGACGUCCCACUUCAGAACAAUGAGAUGAAUGAAAUCCAAGCAGAGGGUAAAAGGCACACACUCACACUAAGAAGUGUCACCCAGAAAGACUCGGGCACAGUGUCCUUCCAUGUCGGUGCCCACACUUCUUUCGCUUGUCUUACAGUCAAAGCAAUCCCAGUGCUAUCAUUUGCAAAGGAGUUGACAAGCCAAAAAGUCACAGAGGGGGAAGAUGCUUCAUUAAGUUGCGAGACCUCCAUCCCUGAUGACAAUGUGAUCUGGAAGAAGGGCACACAUGUCCUAUCUAAUGGAAAGAAGUAUUCUAUAAAGAGGGAUGGCACAAUCCAAAUCUUGGUGGUCCAUAAGAUAUCAGUGGAAGAUGGUGGAGAGUACAUAUGUGAAGCAGGAGACAAACAAACCAAAGCCACACUGACCGUCAAAGAAUGUGUAAAAAUCACACGAGAAUUAAAGGAUGUGACUGUGAUAACGGGCGAGGAUGCUAUCUUCCAGUGUGAAGUGUCUUGUACAGGGGUUACAAAUGUCGAGUGGUGGCUCGGCUCCAACCACCUUCAAAACAAUGACUUGAAUCAGAUCAGCUGCCAAGGGAGGGAACAUAGCCUUGUGCUGAAAAUGGUCACACCAGAUGAUUCAGGUGAUGUAGCCUUUGUGGUUGGCCAUGAGAAGAGCAUUGCCUACUUGAUGGUGCAGGAGAAACCGAAAGUCGUAUUUUUAGAGAAGCCUCUGGACAUAACUGCCAAAGAAGGUCAAACAGUGACACUGUCCUGCAUGACUUCCGACCCUGAGGCCUCUGUUGAAUGGUACAGAGAUGAGAAGAUGAUAAAUGCAGGGGGCAGGUAUCUGCUCUACAAGGACAGAGCUGUCCACCAGCUUCGUAUUCUUAGGGUGGAAGAAGGGGAUGCAGGACUUUAUUCAUGCAAAACCAAAGAUGCAGAAAGCUGCGCCACCAUUACUGUAAAAGGGCUACCUGUAUUCUUCUGCAAGGAAUUAGAGAACCAGAAGGCAACUGAGGGAGAUAGUAUCAUCUUGCGCUGUGAGCUCUCUAAGCCAAGUGUAAGUGUAGAGUGGAGAAAGGGUGGAGUGGUGCUCCAACCCAGUAGAAAAUAUGAGAUGAAACAGGAAGGAUGUGUACUGGAGCUCCAUAUUCACGAUUUGGAACCAGAAGACAAUGGCUACUACACGUGUGAUGCUGGAACCCAGUUGACCACAGCAUCAGUCACAGUGCAAGAGACUGAGGUCUUCAUAGUGUUGGGUAUAAAGAACACAGAUGUGUUUGUGGGCGAACAGGCAAUUUUCUCCUGCCAGCUCUCUCGCCGUGCCAAAGGCAGAGUUCAGUGGUGGCUUGAUGGCACUCGUUUGGAAAACAGUACCUUCAGUGAAAUAAGUGUUAAUGAAGAUCACCUCCACACCCUCACCCUAAGGAACCUUUCUCCCAAUGACUCAGGCACAGUCCUGUUUAAAACAGGUGGCCUGACGUCCUCCGCCAAGCUGUUAGUGAAAGAUCCCAAUGUGGAGGUGGUCAGUGCCAUGGAGGACCAACAUGUAGGAGAGAACCAGCCUGCAGAGUUCAUCUGUCAGUAUUCCAGGCCAGUCAAGGCUAUCUGGAAGAAAAACGGCAUACCUGUACAAGCAGAUGGUCGCAGGGUAAUAGUGGAACAGGACUGGACUGUUGCACGGUUGUACAUUAGCUGUGUGGAGCCCCAGGAUGGGGGAACGUACUCCUGUGAGGCAGAAGGAACCUCUGUUGUGGCGCACCUAAGGGUGCAAGCGAAACCCAUUGCCAUUCUCCAAGAGCUAAGUAACGUGGAGACCAUUAAUGGUGGGGAAGCCCUUUUUGAAUGCUCCCUUUCUCGUCCUGAAAUGAAAGACUGCUGCUGGCUAAUCGAUGGCAAGCCUCUGAAGGAGUCUGAAAAUGUGGAGAUAGUUUCCUUUGAGAAUGGCUGGCGGCAUCUUCUGCUUCUAAAGGACUUGCAUCCUUGUGAAAACACAAGGAUUACAUUCCAAGCUGGUACAGCAUCAACUACUGCCCUUCUGUCUGUCAAAGCCUGGCAACUGGAAGUGGUUAAGCCUUUAGAAGACAAGACAGCUAUUGCAGGAGAGCAAGUGGAGUUCACUUGUGUUUUGAAUGAAGCUGUGCCAGAGAGUGAGGUGACAUGGUAUGCCAAUGGUGUUGAACUUCAACGAGAUGACCACUGGGUCAUAAGAACCAGUGGCUCUUCAUACAGCCUCAUCUUGAAGAAAGCCAAAGCUCAGCCCACACAGGAAAUCACUUUUGCAGCUCGGGAUGCCUUAUCAAUGGCCAAACUCAUAACAAUUACUGUGCCAGAUCCCCCAGAAGACCCAGAGGUGGUCAAUAAAGGAACAACGUUUGUCACCCUGUCUUGGUUCACGCCUCUCAAUGAUGGGGGAAGCCCAAUCCUGGGUUACCGUGUGGAGAUGCGUCUAGUGGACAGUAUACUCUGGCUGCCUUGCCACACAGAACCAGUGUGCAAUACUGAAUUUCUGGUGGAGAACCUCAUCCCUGGGGCAGGUUACAGGUUCAGAGUGGCAGCCAUGAACCGAGCUGGCAUUGGAGAGCCUGUCCAGCUUCCUCAAACCGUGACGCUCGAUGCACCAAUGACCGUGACCAAAACCUUAAGCAGCUCUGAGCUCCAAAAAGGAAAGAUGGUGCGUUUGGAAUGUGAGUUUUCUGCCGAGAGUAAAUCAGUCACAUGGUUGAAGGACAACAGAGAGAUAGAAGUUGGGGUCAAGUACCAAGUAGUAACAGAGGGCAAGAGCCAAGUUUUGCUCAUAAAGGAUUUCCAGUCUACAGACCAGGGUGUCUAUUCUUGUGUAGCCUCAGAGAAGGCAGAGACUUCAGUAAGCCUCAAUCUCGAAGGAGAUGGCACAACACUUUCUCAGGACGUGGGCAGCCAACCCAAACUACCUUCUGAGGCUGCCUCUGAAGGAGAUUUACAUGCUCUCUGGGAAGCAGUGGCCAAGAAACGAAGAAUGAGCCGGGAGCCCACAUUAGAUUCGAUCUCAGAGUUGCCAGAAGAAGAUGGAAAAGAGAAGGCACAAAGCUUGGAGGGCAAAGUACCUGAAAAGGAAGUGAAAGAGAAAGAUAGUCUUGUUGAGCCAGUUCCCAAAAUUACAGCAGAGCCAAAUCUAUACACCAGCUCUGAUGAAGAAUCUCUCAGUGGGACAAGUCUGGUGUCUUACCUUAAGAAAAGCAGCAAGUCCUCCCUGACUAUGGAAAGUCAGGCUGAGACCAUCGCCUCCAAGAAACUGUAUGAGCACUUCCAGAUGACUGAGCAGUCAGUUACAAAGAGAGCUGUGGAGCCUCUCAUGGAGGAUAGUAAAGGGGAUGACUUGCUGGAGGCUGCUGUCAAGAUUCAGGCAGUCUUUAAAGGUUAUAAGGCCAGGAAGGAUAUGCGGCCAGUCUUCAAAGAAGUAUUCAAAGAUCAGACUAAGGAGCCCAAUGGGACAAUUCAUCUAGAGUGCAUUGUGGAAGGAAAGCCAGAGAAGGUUCGCUGGCUGAAGGAUGGUGAACCCUUAACAGAUGGCAAGCACCACCAUAUAGACAUCUACAAUGAUGGCACCUGCUCUUUAGUGGUGACUGCUGCAACAAUCAAAGAUACAGGUGUCUAUACUUGUGAGGUCACCAAUAAGUUUGGCGUUACCACUCAUAGUGGGAAAGUCACUGUAGGGUCACUGCGAGAAUCUUCUGGAAGACGACCUCUUACUUUGGGUUACAGUGCAGAUAGUGAAGCUGAGAGUUCCUCGGGAAGUGAGAUGGAUGAGUCCCUGCGACAGGCGAGCAAGAGAUUACGGCGACUUCUGCGUACCCGCCUUCCUCCAGAUCUAGAGGAGGAACCUUUUGUGAGUGCUGAUGAAGGAGAUUUACCACCACCAAAUCUACAGUCAUACCGGGAAGACGAUCUGUAUAUUUACAUUCGCUUUGAUAACCAUGCUGAAGCCCAAGUGGCUUCCCAGCGCUUUCAGGAAAUGUUUACCCAUCAAGGAGUGCCCAUCGAAACUGCCAUCAUAGAAGCAGGUGCUAAGGUAGAACUACGUAUCACAAAGAUGGGCUUUGACCAAGACGGCUCCCAAACCCCAACUCAGGACAGACCGAUGCCUGCUUUCCUGACCGGAGUCCCUGCAGCCCCUGUCUUCCUGACGGAGCUCCGUAGCCAGGACGUUCCUGACGGAUUUCCUGUCAGCUUUGACUGUGUGAUCAUCGGCACGCCCCAUCCCACUGUGCGAUGGUUCAAGGAUGGGAAGCUACUGGAGGAGAAUGACCACUACAUGAUCAAUGAAGACCUAGAGGGCCAUCACCAGUUGAUCAUAACAGCCGUGCUCCCUAUGGAUAUGGGCGUGUACCGAUGCAUGGCUGAAAAUGACAGUGGCAUCGCCUCCAGCAAGGCUGAGCUGAGGGUGGACAUGUCAUGUAGCUCAGACUACGAUACAGCAGCUGAUGCCACAGAGACGUCUUCCUAUGUCAGUGCUAAAGGCUAUGUUUCUAGCUCAGAGCACAGGGACACAGAAGCUUUUGAAUCAGUGGCUGAGGACGAGCAGCUUCCUCAGGUUGUGGAUGAGCUACAUGAUCUUUUCCUUAGUCCUGGAGCACCCAUUGCCAAGAUGAGCGUUAGGGUCAAAGGAUUUCCCACACCAAGGGUUUACUGGUUUAAAGAUGGGACUCCACUUCAAGCAUCCAGCAGACUUUUAUUGAUGACCGAGAGAGAUCAGCACAGUCUUGAGAUUUUGGAAAUUAACCGCGAAGACACCGGAGAGUAUUCAGCGUACAUCAGCAACACUGCUGGCUCUGCCUACUCUUCAGCGCGUCUGAAUGUACUGGGUCCUGGAGAGCGCCCAGUACCUGUAAGGGGAAGAAUUAAAGAUUUAAAGGUGCCACUUGUUCCACCACGCUUCCUGGAGAGGUUCAGCAACAAGAAGGUGAAACAGGGAGCAAGUAUAACGUUAUCAGUCAAAGUGGAAGGUUCCCCAACCCCAUCUGUGAACUGGUUAAAGGAGGUGUCAGAGAAGGAUGUUUUGUGGAUCAAGGCAGACACCCCAGGCUACAAGGUGGCCAGCUCUGGCUGUCAGCAUAGUCUAAUUCUCAUGGAAGUGGGAAAAGAACAUAGCGGCAUGUACACCUGCAUCGCCACUAACCCUGCUGGACAGUCGGUCAACACAGCCCGACUGGACGUGGAGCCUGCACCAGCAGAAAAGGGGAAAAUUGGACCAGAUGUUCUGGGAAUUACUAUCAGCCCACCGGAGGAAGAGGGCAAAGGAGAGAAAAAACGACCUUACUUGGGUGAAGUGGGUACAGAGGAAUUCUUACAAAAGCUCACAACCCAAAUCACGGAAAUGGUAUCUGCAAAGUUCACUCAAGACAGCAUACAGAACCAUCAAGUGCUCCAGUGGAUGAAAUCUUGGCCCAAAGUAACCACUUCAUUACGUGUCCCCGGAGCUGACAGUGAUGAUGAAACAAAAACACCAUCACCAUCUCCGUAUCACGGCAGAUCACGCCCCCCGUCUCUAAUUGUGGAUUCAUCAUCCGAAUCUGAUGAAGGAGAUUCCAGAGGAGAGAUGUUUGAUAUCUACGUCGCGACGGCUGACUACAACCCCAUUGGUGUCAGUAAAGAGGCCAUUGCUCUGAAAGAGGGCCAGUAUGUAGAAGUUCUGGAUUCGGCCCACCCACUUAAAUGGCUGGUCCGCACCAAGCCCACCAAAUCCACACCAUCUCGCCAGGGAUGGGUCUCACCUGCGUAUCUCGAAAAGAGGCUUAAGCUGUCUGCAGAAUCAGCUGAUCUCCCAGAAACCACCAGAGAGGAAGUCACUGAAACAGAGUACAAGAAGAAGCUCUGUCAACUUGUCCAGGAGAUGAUCAGUACAGAGACUGAGUUUCUAAAGGAGAUUGAGUUCUUCACAUCACAUCAUCUGAAACGUGUGGAUGAGGAGAGCGCACCACCUGAUAUUGCCAGCCACAAGGAAGCCAUCUUUCGUAAUAUCAACGAUUUGAAAUCCUUCCACAGCAGCUCUCUACUGCCUGGUCUGCGCGAGUGUGAUACAGAUGAUGAUGUUGCCAUGCAUUUCCUGAGAAAUUCUGAGGGUUUUGAGAAAUAUCUGCAGUACCUCAUUGGACAGGCCCAAGCAGAGUCUGCCAUCAGUGAGAAGGCAGUGCACCAAUAUUUCAAGGAUUAUACAGUCUCUGAGUUGGCAAAUGUUGAUCCCUCAGAAGGUAUUGUGCUGAGUAUUAACGCUUAUCUUCAAAGGCCACUGGAGAGAAUCCAAAAAUACAGGGCAUUACUGAAGGAUAUGAUCCGGAACAAAGCAAGAAACGGUCAGAACUGCUGUUUGUUGGAGCAGGCCUAUGCCAUGGUGUCGUCUCUCUCCCAGCGCUCAGAGAACACACACCACGUGUCUCUCAUUGAGAACUACCCCGCCAAUCUGGAGGCACUGGGAGAAUCUAUUAGACAGGGGCCUUUCACUGUUUGGGAAGGUGCUCCUGGAAUUCGAACCUCUUCUAGAGGUCACCAUCGCCACGUUUUCCUCUUCAAAAAUCAUGUGGUCAUCUGCAAGCAGAAGAGAGACACAAAUACAGAGAGCCAAACAUAUGUCUUCAAGAAUAUGAUGAAGCUCACAAACAUUGAUGUUAAUGAGACAGUUGAGGGAGAUGAGAGAGCGUUUGAGAUCUGGCAUGAACGUGAGGACUCCGUGAGAAAAUACACACUGCAGGCGCGCACUGUUAUCAUUAAGAAUUCAUGGCUCCGUGACCUUCGUGACCUUCAGCAACGCUACAGCAUGCCUGCAUGGAGCCCUCCCGAUUUUGACGCGGUAUUAACAGAUUGUACAGCAGAGCUCGGACAGACAGUUAAACUCGCCUGUAAGGUCACUGGUGCGCCCAAACCUCAGGUCACAUGGUACAAAGAUGGUCGCGCCGUAGAAGUGGAUCCUCAUCAUAUCAUUAUCGAGGACCCAGACGGCUCCUGCACGCUUAUUCUGGACAACAUGAAUGCAGACGACUCAGGCCAGUACAUGUGCUUUGCCACCAGCUCCGCGGGCAAUGCCAGCACACUAGGCAAAAUCACUGUGCAGGUGCCUCCACGCUUUGUAAAUAAGAUCCGGAAUGCCACCCUGUUUCCAGGAGAGGACGCCCAGUUCUCUUGCACCAUUCAAAGUGCACCAAGUCCCAAGAUAAGAUGGUUUAAGGAUGGUAAACUACUGACAGACCAGGAGAAGUAUCAGACAUACAGUGAAUCACGCAGUGGAGUGCUGGUUCUAGUUAUCAAGAAUCCUGGAGAAAGAGACCUGGGGCAGUAUGAUUGUGAGCUGUCGAACCGCCUGGGCAGUGCCAGGUGUGCUGCACAGCUGAUCACUCCUGCUGUGGCGAUGGCGGGAGAACGGAGAGCAGAUCAGGCCAUCACUAUAGAAGUAAUGGAACAAGAGACGAAAGCACCAAGGAAAACCAUAAUUAUUGAGGAGACCAUCACUACAGUGGUGAAGAACACUCGUAUGAAGCGGCAUGCAUCCCCACGAGGGUCCCCCAUGGGAGCUAUUCGCUCUGAGACGUCCACACCUGAACAACCCAGACAGAGACGAACAGUGGCCAGGAAGACUGUACCAACACUGUACGUUCCAGAGCCCGAGGGUGCCACAGCCAGGAACCCUCGAUGGGUUGAAGUCGAGGAGAUAAUCGAGUAUAAAAUGAACAAAUCACCCAAGUUACCAAGGAGAAGGGGCGUUUCACCUGGCAAACUGGCACCACCUGGAAACCCAAACACCAAUAACUCCAACAACAAGUUAGUGGAGACAGCACCCAUGGGUGUGACUUUACAAGCUUCUACUAGUGCAGAUGAAGAGGACACUGCACAGAAUGUAACAUCAGGGGUCGACAACAUGCUGAUAACUGAAGAAAUUAGUGACCCAUGUGUUUCGGUUGACUCGGAUCUAGAUGGUGAUGAAGAAGGAACAAUUAUCGUGGAGUCAGAAGAUGAUGAUUCCGAACUUGGUGCACGAGACUGCAAAAUACUGACCUGUGGAAAUCGAGUUCUCACUCUUGAAGACCUUGAGGAUUAUGUCCCUCAGGAAGGUGAAACUUUUGCAAGCGGCAAAGACCAGCAUGCCACUGUUGAAACACCUUGCGAGAUCUCCGUCUUGCAGAGAGAAAUUAAUCAGCCUGUCAUUGGCAAACCCAUCUUGUUGAAGGUCGGGCGUCCAGUGGCACCCGCAAAACCACGCAUGGGCUUCUUCAGUUCCUUCAAGGAGCAUGUUUCCAGCAUGUUUGCAGCAGGUACCUUGGCAAACACCAGCUCUAGGUCAAGUCGAGAGAAGACCAUACCAAUUCAUGUGACAAGCGAACCUGCGUCCAACCUGGCAUCACACCAUGCCAGAGCCGAAGGGCUCAGCAGCUUUGCCAGGCUUGAGGUACAGCCAACAUAUUGUUCUGAGGUCCAGAGAGGAAAAGAGGGAGGUCUGCAGAGCUUCAAAAUGCAGGUUUCUGCUCAAACUUGCAGCUACAUGCCAAGCGGACAAGUCACUCUUCAGAUCCCAAAGAGGAACCCAUUUGAAAAGCAUUAACCGGGUAGGAAUCCUGCAGAAAUCGCUCAGGAUAGAUUCUUCUCUGUUGCUUGCAAAAUCUGGACAUACAUUUGCCCUAGUCUUAAAUGGGAACACUUCUGUAAAAUCUUUCUUAACUGUCUGGCAGUAUACUUCAAUCACAAGGUCUUCUGCUUCCAGCGGAUCAUUCCAUGUUGAUGCGACUCUUUUUUUCAAAAGAUUCAGUUGCCAAACUCAGUGCCUUUAUAUCCUAUCCAAUGAAGACUUUCUAACUAUUUGAGUUCCUUCAAGCGUGAAAUAAAAUGUGUAGCUGCGCUUGGAAAUGGUGAGCUUUCUGAUACACCAUGUGAAUGUGCAAAUAUAGAGGGUACAGCUGUCUUUUUGUAUAAAGGACAUAUUGUAAGAAACUCCUAAAGCCGGAUACACACUGUUUGAUUUUUAUGUUCCUUUACAAUUGUUAUUUGUCAGAGUCUAUGAUAUGGUCCCAAUGAGAACUUGGAUAAAAGCCAUGGCAAACUGAAAUAUUAUGUCAGACUGUGCGAUACACAUCGUCCCAAUUGACAGCACUGACUGGGUGUUAUACGUCACCUUACUGACUGCUACGCAAAAUAUCUAACACUGCCAGAAUUUCGUCGGAGGCUAAGAUUCUUUGCAUUGGCCGUCGUUGAGCAUGUCACUCUGGGUAAUCAAAGACUGCUGAUUUUGUGCUAUGAUGAAAAAAAAUUUCGAUCCUCAAAAAAUUUCUCAGAUGGCAAAAUCGUACAGUGUGAACCCGGCUUAAAGGGAUAGUUCAACCACAAAUGAAAAUUCUCUCAUCAUUUACUCACCCUCAUGCUAUCCCAGAUGUGUAUGACUUUCUUUCUUCUUCUGAACACAAAUGAAGAUUUUUAGAAGAAUAUUUUAACUCUGUAGGUCCAUACAAUGCAAGUGAAUGGUGACCAGACCUUUGAAGCUCAAAACAAAUCACAUAAAGGCAGCAUAAAAGUAAUCCAUAAGACUCCAGUUGUUUAAUAUAUGUCUUCUGAAGUGAUGCAAUCACAUUGGGUGAGAAACAGAUCAAUAUUUAUGUCUUUUGCUUUUUUUUUACUAUAAAUCUCCACUUUCACAUUCUGAAAAUGAUAGUGGAGAUUUAUAGUGCUGGGCGAUAUGGCUUAAAAAAAUUUAUCUCGAUAUUUUUCAGCCUAUUGACGAUAUUCGAUAUAUAUCUCGAUAAUGAUGUAUUUGCUCUGAAAUGGCUCAAAUGUGAAUUUUUUUUAAAUCAGAAGAACCAUAAUUUCAUGCAAACAGUCAUUGUAGCUAAGUAGAUUCAAUAUUUUAAAGGUAUUAAAUAAAAAUCUAUUUAAAUUUUUUUUUAAAGGGCAUGUUUCCCUUUAGUUUUGCACUAAAUAAACACAAGGGAGAAUGAGGUCUGAUCACUGUCAAUGAUAUGCACUUUUAUAUUUAUAUUUUUAUAUACAAUGAUGUAUAGUAGCUUAAUAAAAAAAACAUUAUUUACCUUCAUAUAUGUUUACUAAAACAUUUUUUUGUAAAUGAGCAAGGUGUGCAAAAACUACCCAACUUAUUUUUUGAAAAUCCGGUUGAAUAUUGCAUGACCCCGUCAAGUUUAUUAUUAUAAUACUGAAUUAUCAUUAAUAUUUUGAGGAUUAGAUUUGUUUUAUUUAAAAGUAAUAUAUUUCUUUCCUAUUUACUUUACUUUCACAUGGAGCUUUUCUUUUGACACCGAAAGUGCAAUGUGUAUUUGCAGUGCUCCGCAUCUGGUGAAGUGCUGUUGUCUACUCGUUUUCUGUUAUACUGUGCCACCUUUGUAGAUUUGUAUAAUAAUUUGUAGAAGUUACAAAAGUUUGGAAAUGCGUGAAUGCUUGAACAUUCAGUACUUUAUAUCUUUCACAAUGACCUGCUGUACAAGCGCCAAAAACACACAUGAAUCCCACAUGUGCACAGAACACCCCGUCACCCAUUCUGAAGCGCACACAGACUAUUAUCGCAGCUCAGUGCAAUUUUAUAAUCACAUAUGACCAUAUUGCCAUUUUGGUGUUAUUUUGAUUAAUAAUAUUGCUUAAUUAUAUAUCGUCAGCCAAAUUAUCGUGAUUAUAUUGUGAAUAUUCAAUAUAAUCACCCAGCCCUAGAGAUUUAUAGUAAAAAAGGAAUUAAAUAUUGAUCUGUUUCUCAACCACACCUAUCAUAUUACUUCAGAAGACAUGGAUUAAACCACUGGAGUCAUGUGGAUUACUUCAAUGCUGCCUUUAUGUGAUUUUUGGAGCUUCAAAUUUCUAGCCACCAUUCACUUGUACUGUAUGGGCCUACAAAGCUGAGAUAAAAAUCUUCGUUUGUGUUCUGCACAAGAAAGAAUGUCAUACACAGCUGGAAUGGUGUGAGGGUGAGUAAAUGAUGAUAGGUAAACUAUCACUUUAAGAACCCAAUCUUUGUAUGUUAAGUCUAAAGGACUGCCUGAGUCAGUGUAACUAGUUUGGACUCCACAAUAAUACUGUGGUAUAUCUGGAUGUUAUUUCUGUGCUGUAUGGAAUUAGCGUACCUCAGCAAUAUAUAUACAAUUUGAGAGUAUUUUUUCGACUAUAUAUGAACUCAACUUUGUCGUGUUUAAUGCACAUAAACCAAGAAGUUGAUUGCUGCGAGCUGUUGUUUGGUGUAAUACACUGUGGAUUGUUUAAUAUAAGGUCUGUUGUUGACAGUGUGCCAAAUACCGAGAGCUUGGACACAUCAUCUUGCACUGAAGACAUGAUUCAACAAGCGCUCAGUAUUUUAGUUUUAAUCGAAGCACGUGUUUUAAUGUGAAUGUAUUGGGUUUUGUAGUCUGACAAAGAAUAUUUGCAGGAGAUCCAUUUAAGAACCAUGUAACACAAGAUCUUUUACGACUUUAGAAAGUUUAUUUUGAAAAGUAUUUCUUGUGCAACAUGACUUUAGGCACGUAGUAUUUACAAGUUUAAAAAGGUUUUGGAGAUGUAGUUUACUGGAGUAAUAACUAAUAUAUUGUAAACAUGUUUGAAUUUGAGAUACAAAUACAAAUUUUGUGUCAACCAAAAUUUGAGUGUGUAACAAUUUAUAUAUUGUUUUGGUAAAAGCUAAAUGAAUUAAGACCGCCAAGGGUGUUCAGCUGAAAAGGGGAAAAAAGCUUCAUUUAAUAGAAAUAAAAUGUAUGUCUUGGUAGAGAUUAGCACUUGAAGUUCUGAUGUUGUUGAUAUAUGAAACAUGUGCACAAUAAAUCAGUUUAAAUUUA
This is a messenger RNA of Myxocyprinus asiaticus (Chinese sucker), 21996 nucleotides long. Its product is annotated as obscurin-like. The transcript is spliced from 78 exons. Lineage: Eukaryota; Metazoa; Chordata; Actinopteri; Cypriniformes; Catostomidae. The record is from RefSeq and is a predicted model, not a curated record. Gene Ontology annotation, molecular function: protein binding; guanyl-nucleotide exchange factor activity.